CGACAGGGCACCGCUAUAAACAAGGGCUUCCAACAUACGAUUGUUUGUUGUAAUAUUCCCAGUAAGAUACGUUUGGGAGUACAACAAUUAACGUUAAGGGUUAAUGACCAGCCCCGAGGUGUAACGUUAUAUGUUGUCAUAACGGUUUGUCAUUACUUAAACAUAAUUAAAACUUGACAGGUAAAAAUAUUAAACGUUACCGUUAUAUCAACUCCCCUAUACGGCCAAAUGGUCCGGCCCACAAGAAUGACGUACCGAGUUCAGAGUUCUAGGCUGAUCAGAGUUUGAAGUUUGGGCGGCAACUGCUAGUGCAUCUUUUCCUCUAUUCCACGAUGUAAAAGAGACGUGUAAAGUUUUUCGUGUACCGGUCGUCAGCCAGAAAUGUUGUUGAUGAUUUUGGUGCCCCCAAACCAGCACCGUGGCCUGAAAUCAUGGCGCGAUGGCAACCCCGGAAGCGACGCAAGUUUUUGUUCGCAGGACUUUUGGUUUCGCUUCUCUUAGUCGCAGUUCUGUAUGUGGCCAGGAAGUUUAAAUCGCAAAGCUGUUCAGAUCAGGAGGCGAGAACUACACUACUUAAACUGGCCAAUGUUCUCUUCAUCAUUACUAGUAACAUCUGUGAUGCUUUGGGUAAUUAUGACAUUGAAGAAAUAUUUCACAGAGUGUGAAGAGUACACCAGCAACAAGGUUACAGGGAACCUAUGCCCAGAUUUGUGCACCACACAUUCAAUCAUCUAUAGGGAAUGUCUCAACAACAAGAAAGACAGGAAAAGGGUCAUGCUUGCCGAGUGGAACGCACACAAAGUCAUACUCAAAUCCAGAUACAGUCAUCUACAGGACUACAAAUCACUGAUGCCAGAAUACAUGAAGGAUGAAGGUAAAAUGGUCACCUCACUGCCAGACAUGGCAACUUUUCUAAUGCUGGUUCAAAAUCAGCUACGAACAAUUUUUGUUGUGGAUACGCCAGAUAUCACCAGAACGGAAAUUGUAAAAAAAAUGUGGCAAAUGCCAUGGGAAGAUCAUGAGACAAUGAGUACAGCAGCUAUGGAGAGCCUGUGGGCACUGUUACAGCAGGAUGAAUACCUCAUGAUGCAAUACUUUCAAGGAAACAAGCAUUUUCCAAAGAUUUAUGGCUCUUGUGGACAUAUGUAUGUCAUGGAGUAUACCCCACCUGGUGACACACUCAGCCCACCGUUGGUUUUCUUCAAAACAGGCCUACCGGUAGAACUUACUUCAACACCAGACUGGAACAAGCGUGCAAAUGUUGCACUUGGCUUCCUAACAUUCUUGGAAGAUUUGAAUACUUUGUAUACUGAACCACUUCAUCUGUGCGAUGUCAAGCAUGAAAACUACGGCGUAUCAGCGGACUUCACCAUACAAGCGAUAGAUGUAGAUACAGCAUUUUUUGAGACCAAAAUGCAGGCAAUUCUGGGACAAAAGAGCUGCACAAAAAAUGAGGACUGUGAGUUUGUCCAUUGCGAGUCUUCGUGUGACCUAAGACAUAGGAGAUGUUCAAAAUACAGGUCAAACAACAAUUUACAGGCCAUCUGCAAGAAGAUAUUUGUAGGCCACAGGGAACACGGCCCCCCGUACGGCGGUCUGUUACGGUCUCCUCCUGCCGCCAUUGCAGAUCGCCUGAACAAAGCCCUGCAGGAAUGUGUGGGACCGUUAUCUGAGAGUGACAACCAAUCACACGAGGCAUCCGCAAAGACACUAGAAACAAUCAGGAGCAUUCUUUCAGAAUCACUGCAAAGUAAUGAGCGCAUUACUUAGUACAGUGUGAAAAUGGUUUGUAUAUGCAGGAUAAGGCCAUUCAUGGAAAUGACGUGAGAAUCAAAGGUAGAUAGUGUGAUUGAUUGACAAGCAAAGAUUGCAGCAUGGCCAGAAACAUACAAUUUUUAUUAUUCUUGUGAAUUCUUUGUCCAAGUUCUUGCUCAGGAUAGUAAAUAAGUCAUAUUUUUGCAUUACAGGAUUAUCCUCAGGGUUAAGGUUGACAAAAUCAUGAGGAACAGUCUUUCAAUUGUGCCAAAAAAAAUCUUACUGACUUUUUAAAGUUGUAUUGACACAAACAUCCUGUCAGUUGUGCCAAAAAUAAUUAAUUGACAGGAAUCUAAAGUGUUACUUUUAACAAGAAUUGUAUAUAUUGCAAGUGUACUCAUAUAUACUAAUGUCUGGAUGUGAAGUGUAGACCGAUGGCAUGCCAUAGCCCUGCCCCCCCUUAGUCACACUGUAGAAAUGCAAAAUAGAACAUUAAAAUGCUUAUAUAUGUUGGACAAGCAGCCGGUCUGACAUUAUUAUUGGCCGAACUGCUAAUUACUGUUCUACCAUUGGUUAAAGGAAUACUUACAUACCACAAAGUCUCUGAAUUCAACACCAUAGACUACUGAUAAAUGACCAAGGAAUACAGACCUUUUAUUGUUAUUCUAAUGAAGAAUAAUUUGUACAAGAAAUCUAUCAGAAUAAAGACAUUUUUGGUAAUCCUACCAGAAGGAUCUCACCAUGUAG
Branchiostoma floridae (Florida lancelet) is the source of this 2502-nucleotide messenger RNA. Its product is annotated as divergent protein kinase domain 1C-like. Bases 514 to 1770 code for a protein of 418 amino acids. The record is from RefSeq and is a predicted model, not a curated record. The transcript is spliced from 4 exons. NCBI's taxonomy places the organism in Eukaryota, Metazoa, Chordata, Leptocardii, Amphioxiformes, Branchiostomatidae.